This is a messenger RNA of Nicotiana attenuata, 1132 nucleotides long. RefSeq lists its product as uncharacterized. Lineage: Eukaryota; Viridiplantae; Streptophyta; Magnoliopsida; Solanales; Solanaceae. The transcript is spliced from 2 exons. The record is from RefSeq and is a predicted model, not a curated record. The coding region runs from base 267 to 848 and encodes 193 amino acids.
GAGUAUACCUCCCCUCCAGUUUCUUCAUUCUUUUCGUCAAUGCUAGUUUAGCUCAUUUUCAUAUUAGCCCCUCUAGUUCAUCUAAAUUCUACCACGCUGGUUAUGUCCGUUCACCGAGAAACUGAGAGCCACCUCUCUGUGCCUGCUCUCAGCUUCCCUCGCCCCAGAUUCUUCCGCUACCGCCGAAUCAGGUAACCCGAAAAAAAAUCAACAAAAAAAUCUACACUUACAUAUAGAUUUAUUAGAGAUAUUCAUACGAGACUAUAAUGCCUUCUCCGAGAAGUCACCGGAAAGGUUCUGACGAGAAGAAUCGAAAAGGAAAGUUAUCCGAGAAAUCCAUGUCGUUUCACGGACAGAGUUCAGAGAGCACGACGGAGCUGCUGCGAAGGCCUCGAACAGUACCGGAUUUGCUAUCCGCCAGUAGGCUUGCUGCCGGAACGUCGCCCGAAGUGAAGGACCGGCUGAAGUUGACGAAGUUAUUGCUGAACGUGACAAUUCAGAGGAGUCUCGGUCCUGUACAUGUUUUAAUAUCGGUAGAAUCGACGGUUCAGGACCUUAUCGCCGCCACUAUCCGACAGUACACGAAGGAAGGACGGCGGCCGGUACUUACCUCCGGCAAUCCUGCCGAUUACGAUCUUCAUUACUCGCAGUUUAGUUUAGAAAGUUUGGACAGGGAGGAGAAGCUGAUGGGAUUAGGUUCAAGGAAUUUCUUUUUGUGCCCAAAAAAGUCAAAUGCUGUGGAAGGUGCCGUAAUGACGUCGUCUUCUAGCUGUGCAAAGCAAGCUGAUACAGCUACUGUUACGAAGAUAACCUUGCCUUGGCUCAAAUUCAUGGAUUUCUUGCUGUGAGAAAAAAUUCACAGCCUGGAUUAAUAGUAUUUUUUUUUAAUUAGGGCAGCUCGAUGUAGUUUGGCACUAGAAGUUCGAGAUUAUUGUAUAGAUCAUAUUAUACUAUAGGUUAAAGUUAGGGAGGUGAUUAAUUAAUAUUUAAGACCACCUCAAAAUUUAGAAUAACUUUUACCUAUUGGAUUUAAAAUCUUUGUAGAGUAAUAUAGAUUUAUUUAUGUUCCUUGGGACUGUCUUUUAUAUGUUUGCACGUUAUACACUUAUUUAAGGUCAAUUAUUUUCCUUUC